CUCGCUGAGUCCGCGGCCGAAAUCCACGCCGGGAGAAGAGGUAUCUAUCCCUCCGACGCCUUCCUCUCCCUCAAGCCUCGACCUCGCCGGCAUCCCUCCUCCCGUUCCAAGUCCAGGAGACGCAUGGGGACGGCGGCGGUGGCGAGGCGUCUCGCGCGCACGGACACCCCCACCCUACGCCUGCUCGUGCGCGCUGCCCUGCGAGGUUUAGGCAUCGCGCCUGCUGCGCUCCCCUGUGGCGAUGAUGUGGCUUACUGCUGCCAUACGGCGCCUCAUCGAGGAGUAGAGCAGCUGCCCCAUGCUAGACAAGAUCCUCCAGAUCCUCUCCACCCAGCCGCCAUCAUUGCAGGAGGACUUUAACGAGUGGUCACCAAGAAGCUUCCCCAAAUCCUACAAGAGGCUCAGGUUAGACGAGCCGCUGACAAAGACACACCUCUAUUCUGAAUUUUUACAUGCGAAGAUGGACCAUCAGCCACGGAAUAUGUUGGCUAACCUCUCGCAGGUUUGGAGCCGACCAAGGAAGUCACAGUUUAAGAGCUCGAGGAGGGGUGUGUGGAGGUUACCGGCGCCAGUGGCUGCACUGCUGGUCUUCAUCGCCUGUUUCGGUCAGAUCCAGUCGGACCUAUCCUAUGGGUUCUCCACCGCUUCACUCUGCUUCAUGUGCAUCUGGGCGGAGAAGAUGACCCGACCUGCCUGGUCGCUCAACACUGCCUCCCUGCCCCUGUUGUUCGCCAGCCACACUCUCCCUUAUGCGCAGAAUGUCCAUCAUCACAGAAUCUUAGCUGAUAGACGGUGCGCUUUUUGGCGGAAGCUGAGACAAAGAUUUCUAUUCACCAAAAAGAUAGAGCCGCCAUCAGCAAGCACUGACGAGUAGCACAGUCUCAGCCGAUGCAUCGACGAGCUGAGGCGGGCUUCCAAUAGAGAUCAGAAACAGGGAAUGGCCUUUUGAGCUGGUAGAGGGAUCACUAGAUGUGGUGUUCAUGUUUGUGUUGGCUUACAUGCAGAAAUAAGGAGGAUAGUAAGACUCUUGGAGGUCAUGUCUCUGCCAUUCAAGGAUUUCGAUAUCUGAAUGUUAUGACAAUAUAUAGAUAAGGGAGAUAGCCCUCCACGUCCUGGUGGCUACUGUAUGCUGCAGCGAAGGGCACACUUCAAUUACUGUGCAGGCAGAUGCGGUGAUCCCGGGUGUGCUUUGAAUAGAUAUCAAGGACGUCAUUACCCGAGCCGUUCCUAUGAUUGAACAUGCGACCAAGGAAUGAAAACUCUUCUCCAGAGAUCUUCAAAAUAGUACAAUAUCAGAUACACAUGCCUGAAUCUGGAUACACUCCACUGCUGAUGGUAAUACUUUCCAGUCACUCACAAACAAUAAGCUUCAGCAUACAAGGCAGAGUCCAAUGCUAUUGGAUUGGGGUGCUGGUAUGCAAUUUCUUGUACAUUUUACUUCUAUAGGACUUCCAAUUACUGGCUACAAACUUUGUACAGGGCAGUCUGAGCUACCACUUGGUGAAGAUGGGAUUCAAUAUGUUCAGUGAUACCCUUUUUUGUGUGUAGGGAAUCACUGAUAUGAUACAACUAUUUGUUAUCUGAAUUUUCGAAUAUAUGUACACCCAUGGUGACGUUUCAAUGCUCAUUUAUAAAGCAUCCAUCUAUGAAUGAAUUUCUGAAUAUUACCACAUGCAAUGUGUAUGUAUGAUGAUAGUAGUACACUUGCGAUGAUGCAAAACACUUAUGAUGAUGUUAUUCAAGUAUUGUACUACAGUUGCAUUCAAGUCAUUUUUUCCGUUGCAACGCACAAGCAUUUGUACAUAUAUAAAUAUAUACAUAUACAACAUCCUUAUAAUGUAUACUAAUUAGUCUUUGGUCAAAUAAACUACUUAGCAACUCAGCUUUGC
This is a messenger RNA of Triticum dicoccoides, 1889 nucleotides long. RefSeq lists its product as uncharacterized. NCBI's taxonomy places the organism in Eukaryota, Viridiplantae, Streptophyta, Magnoliopsida, Poales, Poaceae. The record is from RefSeq and is a predicted model, not a curated record. The transcript has 6 exons. The coding region runs from base 299 to 874 and encodes 191 amino acids.